AUGGACCGCAGAGCGCCUCCAGCUGCGCCGGAGCUGCCCGAGCGGCUGCCGGCCGAGAAGAAGCACCUGCUGAGCAGCCUGGCAGCGGCGCACACCUUGGCCCGAGUCCUGAGGCCCUGCUACGGGCCCCAGGGGCGGCAGAAGCUCCUGGUCACCGCCAAAGGCGACACUGUGCUCACGGGGCACGCCGCGGCCAUCCUACGGGCGCUGGAGCUGGAGCACCCGGCCGCCCGGCUGCUACGGGAGGCGGCGCAGGGCCAGGCGGAGCAGAGCGGCGACGGCGCGGCCUUCGUGGUCCUCCUGGCCCAGGCGCAGCUGGCGCAGGCCGAGCGCCUGCUGCGGGCCGGCCUGCCGCGCGCCCAGCUCCGCGAGGCCUACGCAGCGGUGGCCGCGGAGACGCUGGCCCUGCUGCCGUCGCUAGCCGUCCGCGCGCUGGGGCCUCUGGAGGACCCGGUCUGGGCCCUGCGCUCGGUCAUGAACACGCACGCGCUCUGGCACACCGACCACCUGGCCGGGCUGGUGGCGCAUGCGUGCUGGGCCACGCGGGAGCUGGACGGCGGCUUCCGGCCGGAGCGCGUGGGCGUGUGCGCGCUGCCAGGUGCGCGGCAGGAGGACUCGUGCCUGCUGCCUGGCCUGGCCCUGCCGGGCAAGCCCUGCGGCCAGGUGACCAUGGUGCUGAGCGGCGCCCGCGUGGCCCUUUUGGCCUGCGACUUCGGGCCCGCCCGCUCCCUUGCGCCGGCCACCGCCCGGCUCUCCAGCCCCGAUGACCUGAUCCGGUUCCGGAAAGGCAGCGAGAGUCUGAUAGAAAAGCAGGUGGCCCAGCUGGCCGCUGUGGCUAACGUGGUGGUGGUCUCGGGGGACAUCGACGAGAAGACCCUCACGCACGCGGACAAGUACGGCCUCAUGGUGAUCCAGGUCGCGUCCCGGCGGGAGAUGGUUUAUCUGAGCGAGGUGCUGCGCACCCCUCUGACGCCUUACCUCCUUCCUCCGCUGGAACCAGGGAAGUGUCAGAGGGUGUAUGGGCAGGAGCUGGGAGAAGCUUUGGCCGUGGUGUUUGAGUGGGAGAGUUCAGGCACCCCUGCCCUCACCUUGGUCCUCAGGGGGGCCACCGCCCAUGGGCUGCGGGAGGCCGAGCAGGCCGUCUAUGGCGGCAUUGACGCCUACUUCCAGCUGUGCCAGGACCCCAGACUGCUCCCCGGAGCUGGGGCCACAGAGAUGGCCCUGGCGAAGAUGCUCUCGGAGAAAGGAACCAAACUGGAAGGGCCUAACGGCCCCACCUUCCUGGCGUUCGCCCAGGCCCUGCAGUCUCUUCCCGAAACCUUGGCAGAGAACGCGGGCUUAGCCGUCCCCGACGUGAUGGCAGAAAUGAACGGAGCUCACCAGGCUGGAAACUUCCUCAUAGGAGUAGGGGUCGAGGGGAUAAUAAACGUGGCCCAGGAAGAAGUGUGGGACACCCUCAUAGCCAAAGCCCAAGGACUUCGAGCUGUGGCUGACGUGGUUCAGCAGCUUCUGACGGUUGAUGAUGUUGUCGUGGCCAAGAAAAGUCCCGAAUCUCCGCAGGACACGAAUCCUGAACCCAAGAAGAGGCGCGCCCGUCCCCUGUGAAAAAAAGGAAGCCCUUGGAACAAAUAAGUGGCAACAUCCUCAAUAAAGUGGGGUCGCUAAGAAGGGCACUGCCACCCCCAAAAAUGAAUGCUUGCCUUGUGUUGCCUCCAA
Odocoileus virginianus texanus is the source of this 1716-nucleotide messenger RNA. It is a transcript of the gene CCT8L2, whose product is annotated as chaperonin containing TCP1 subunit 8 like 2. Lineage: Eukaryota; Metazoa; Chordata; Mammalia; Artiodactyla; Cervidae. The record is from RefSeq and is a predicted model, not a curated record. Gene Ontology annotation, biological process: protein folding. Gene Ontology annotation, cellular component: chaperonin-containing T-complex. Gene Ontology annotation, molecular function: ATP-dependent protein folding chaperone; ATP binding.